AUGGAGAGGAGGAGAAACGGGAGGAGGAGAAACGGGAGGAGAACGGGAGAGAAACGGGAGGAGAAACAGGAGAAACGGGAGGAGAAACAGGAGAAACGGGAGGAGAAACAGGAGAAAUGGGAGGAGAAACGGGAGGAGGAGAAACGGGAGAAACGGGAGGAGGAGGAGAAGAAACGGGAGGAGGAGGAGAAACAGGAGAAACGGGAGGAGGAGGAGAAACGGGAGAAACGGGAGGAGGAGAAACGGGAGAAACGGGAGGAGGAGGAGAAGAAACGGGAGGAGGAGGAGAAACAGGAGAAACGGGAGGAGGAGAAGAAACGGGAGGAGGAGGAGAAACAGGAGAAACGGGAGGAGGAGGAGAAACAGGAGAAGGAGGAGGAGAAACAGGAGAAACGGGAGGAGGAGGAGAAACGGGAGGAGAAACAAGAGAAACGGGAGGAGGAGAAGAAACGGGAGGAGGAGAAGAAACGGGAGGAGGAGAAGAAACGGGAGGAGGAGAAGAAACGGGAGGAGGAGGAGAAGAAACGGGAGGAGGAGGAGAAGAAACGGGAGGAGGAGAAGAAACGGGAGGAGGAGAAGAAACGGGAGGAGGAGGAGAAACGGGAGGAGGAGAAGAAACGGGAGGAGGAGGAGAAACAACGGGAGGAGGAGAAGAAACGGGAGGAGGAGAAGAAACGGGAGGAGGAGGAGAAACGGGAGGAGGAGAAGAAACGGGAACAGGAGGAGAAACAAGAGAAACGGGAGGAGGAGGAGAAACGGGAGGAGGAGAAGAAACGGGAGGAGGAGGAGAAGAAGAAACGGGAGGAGGAGAAACGGGAGGAGGAGAAACGGGAGGAGAAACGGGAGGAGAAACGGGAGGAGAAACGGGAGGAGAAACGGGAGGAGAAACGGGAGGAGAAACAGGAGGAGAAACAAGAGAAACGGGAGGAGGAGGAGAAACGGGAGGAGGAGAAGAAACGGGAGGAGGAGAAGAAACGGGAGGAGGAGGAGAAGAAGAAACGGGAGGAGGAGAAACGGGAGGAGGAGAAACAGGAGAAACGGGAGGAGGAGAAACAGGAGAAACGGGAGGAGGAGAAACAGGAGAAACGGGAGGAGGAGGAGAAACAGGAG
This is a messenger RNA of Oncorhynchus kisutch (coho salmon), 1110 nucleotides long. RefSeq names its product golgin subfamily A member 6-like protein 22. The annotation marks the transcript as partial. Lineage: Eukaryota; Metazoa; Chordata; Actinopteri; Salmoniformes; Salmonidae. The transcript has 3 exons. The record is from RefSeq and is a predicted model, not a curated record.